This is a messenger RNA of Trichobilharzia regenti, 1179 nucleotides long. Lineage: Eukaryota; Metazoa; Platyhelminthes; Trematoda; Strigeidida; Schistosomatidae. The record is from the annotation of a GenBank genome assembly.
AUGACAGAGAGUAAUGACAAGCUUAAGCAGAUGGAGAAGGAGAUGGAUAGAUUUGAGGCAGAAAUCGCUCAUCAGUCAUCUGUUCCAGCUCCGAAUGUUCCACUAUCUGGUGGGUUUACCUUCCCACCAGCAACUAGCUUUAUUCCUCCUCAGUUACGUGUGAAUCAGAGUGCAGCGAAUGUUGUUCAGCCAGUUUUCCCAGUUUUACCGAUGCCACCAGGAGUAUCCAUGUUUGUCCCUCUAUCUCAGCCUCCUGUAUCCUGUUACCCUAUCAAUAUGGCGCACACACACAUACCACCUCCUAACCCAGCUUUUAAUCCACCUAAAACAACUAACAUUUCAGUCCCUACUGCAAAGACAGAAACAUUUUCCGUUGCAGCAAGUAAUAAAGGGACCAAUGCGGAAUCAAAUCCUACCCAAAAAAUCAUCACUGCGGCGCCACAAAUGGCAGGGCCUAACGAGUUGGCGGCUCGGGCAAAGGAAGCUGCUGCUGCUGCCGCAGCUGCCAAAUCUAAAGCUGAAGACGAGGAUGACGAUGUUACUCGAGCAUUGUUAGCUGCAGCAGCUGGAGUUACUUACACACGUGUUCAGGGACCAGAUGGAAAAGAAAAAGUCACGGCUAGUAUUACAAAACCUCCGCUGACACCAGUUGUUGGACAGUCGAAUAAUAAAUCGAAACCAGCCAACUCAUCCGUAGAUACCGAUGCUGAUAAGGUGACACAAACUAUUUUACUCCCGCCACCUCCCCCUUCUAUUUAUCGUUCCGCUAACACAAAUACAAAUGAUCAGUUUACCAAGAAAAAGAAAUACAUCCGGACGGCUGCUGGAGUUACAUGGGAAGACCCAACCUUGUCCGAAUGGGAUCCAAAUGAUUUUCGAUUGUUUUGUGGAGAUUUGGGCAAUGAGGUGACAGACGAUACUUUAUCAAGAGCAUUCAAUCGUUAUUCAUCUUUUCAAAAGGCAAGGGUAGUUCGAGAUAAACGCACUGGAAAAUCUCGUGGCUAUGGAUUUGUCAGCUUUUCUGAUCCCGGAGAUUUCACUCGCGCUAUGCGAGAAAUGAAUGGUAAAUAUGUUGGUAACCGUCCAAUUAAACUUAAAAAGAGCGACUGGCGCAACCGCCAACUAGAAGUCCAUAGAAAAAAGGAGAAAGAAAAGAAAAAGCUUGGUUUAAAAAACUGA